This is a messenger RNA of Histoplasma capsulatum G186AR, 993 nucleotides long. RefSeq lists its product as uncharacterized. NCBI's taxonomy places the organism in Eukaryota, Fungi, Ascomycota, Eurotiomycetes, Onygenales, Ajellomycetaceae. The transcript is spliced from 3 exons. The record is from RefSeq and is a predicted model, not a curated record. The coding region runs from base 1 to 993 and encodes 330 amino acids.
AUGGCCUCCGCAAAGUUCCUUAUUACAGGUUCGACGAGCGGCCUGGGUGCUUCUGUGCUCGCCACCCUGUACAAAUCCGUCGACGACCCAGCGGAGAUCAUAGCUACCUCCUCCCGUGUUGAAGUCGCCGCCAAACUCCAGCAGGAUUACCCGGGCACCCAGUUCCGGGUCGUCGACUACGACAACGAGCCAGCACUGGAGAAGGCCUUUGAGGGAGUCGAUCGACUGUUCUUCGUUUCAACACCUGUUGUCGAUACAAAUAGGAGGGCCAAGCAACAUUCGAAUGUCAUUGAGGCCGCGAAGAAGGCAGGCGUUGGGCAUGUAUAUUACUCCAGCCUAUCAUUUGGCGGCUAUGGAUCGCAUUCAAAGGCUGUCGUGCAGACGGCCCAUUUAAUCACUGAAGAGCAGCUGAAAAAAUCCGGGAUCUCAUACACCUCCAUCCGCGAAGGCAUCUACGCAGAAGCUUUCCCCGUCUUCGCUGCCUGGUACCCCGAUACAACCACCAUGUACAUCCCCACCGACGGCCGUAUCGCCUGGACCUCCCGCAGCGAACUAGGCGAAGCGAACGCAAGGCUCAUGCUACGGGACCCAGCCACUCUCCCCUCCCUUCUCAAAAACGACUACGACAACAACGUCGCCCUCCUCACUGGGCCCGGUGCGUAUACCUUUGCGCACCUCGCUGAAGCUCUUACCCGCGCUACAGGCAGGAAAGUAACUCUGCAGAAGAUCCCGCGGGAACAGUAUGCGGCUGUUGUUGCCGUGGAGGACGCUAAGGAGGGCCACGGCGGGAAAUCAGCGCAGUUCUUCGAGCUAUGGGCUAGUUUGCUGGAUGCAGUGGGGCAGGGUGAGGCGGAGAUGGUGGCGCCGUUGAUGGGCGAGUUGCUGGGCCGGCCGCCACGAGAUGGCUUGGAGUAUAUUGAGGAGUUGGUGCGGGAAGCAGGACCUCAGGGUGGCUAUACGUGGCACCAGAAUUAUGAUAUUGGCAAGAGGUAG